AUGAACGUUCUUGGGUCUAGAACAGCAACAACGGUCAAUCGUGUACCUGAUAUGGGACAACCAACCAAGCCGCUGACCAACAGUCCACCAGUAACAAAAUCUAUGUUUCAACAUGUAAAAAUAGAACAUUUGGUGGCUGGAUUUUCAGGCGGAGUUGCGUCGACACUAAUACUUCAUCCCCUAGAUUUAUUGAAAAUUCGAUUUGCUGUCAAUGAUGGAAGAAAUGCAAUACCAAGUUAUGCUGGACUGGGAAAUGCAGUCACUACAAUAUUUAGACAAGAAGGAAUUAAAGGACUUUAUAAAGGAGUAACUCCAAAUGUUUGGGGAUCAGGAAGUGCAUGGGGUUUUUAUUUCCUAUUCUAUAAUUCAAUUAAAGCUUGGAUUCAAGGUGACAACACUAAAAAACCUUUGGGUCCAGCAUUACAUAUGACUGCAGCAGCAGAAGCAGGAAUACUCACAUUAAUGAUAACCAAUCCAGUAUGGGUUGUCAAGACUCGUUUGUGUUUGCAGUUUGAUAAACCCAAUGAUCCGAGCAAGUCGUACAGUGGCAUGUGGGAUGCAUUUCGAAAGAUUUAUGGUGCUGAGGGUGUACGAGGCCUGUACAAGGGCUUUGUUCCUGGCAUGUUUGGCGUAUCUCAUGGUGCCUUGCAGUUCAUGACUUAUGAGGAGAUGAAAACUUUUUAUAAUGAAUACAGAAGAUUACCAAUUGAUGCUAAACUGGAAACAUCCGAAUACAUUGUAUUUGCUGCGUUUUCAAAAUUAAUAGCAGCUGGUUUGACAUAUCCGUAUCAAGUAAUUCGUGCGAGACUGCAAGAUCAGCACCGUGAAUACAGAGGCACUUGGCAUUGUAUAACCCAAACAUGGAGGUAUGAAAGAACACGAGGAUUUUAUAAAGGAAUUGGGCCAAAUCUAUUGAGAGUUGUACCAGCAACCAUCAUCACAUUUCUAGUCUAUGAAAACUUAUCUUCAUAUUUAAUUAAGUUGAAUACUAUACCUUAA
This is a messenger RNA of Macrosiphum euphorbiae (potato aphid), 999 nucleotides long. NCBI's taxonomy places the organism in Eukaryota, Metazoa, Arthropoda, Insecta, Hemiptera, Aphididae. The record is from the annotation of a GenBank genome assembly.